AUGGGCAGAUUCAAGGGUCGAAGCACAGUAGCAUGCACAGUUUGUCACUCUCAGAAGCUGAAGUGCGACGGCGAAGCCUACCUACGGGAUCUUGAGAGAACAGCUGCAAGCUCUCGACCAUCGUCAUCCUUGACUUCCAGCUUCACAGAUGAUCUACCAGAGUAUUCAGGACAAUCACAGAGCCCUUCGGAUCCGGGUACCUCGACUAGCAGCAGAGUCGCAGCUCGGGCUAUUAUAUCAGAUGACUGCAGUGCAGAACGUUUUGUCUAUGACCUCCGGCAGAUGGCAUUGCCUGAGAGUCCCGAUGGGCUUCAGCAGCAAGGCGGAUACUCAUAUGCGGUACUUAAAUCCGACUUGAUAGCGCCGCUGGCUAUGAAGUUACUUGACACCUUCGAGGAGAUAUUUUGUGACCACCACUGGUUUCUUCGAAGAGACCUCAGGGAACGAGUUCAACUUUUAUUCACAGACCCUAAGACGCAAUCACAAGACAGAAGCUGGCUUUCAAGGGCGUCUCUUGUUUUUGCCUUGGCUACAACAUUCAUGUAUGGAUCGCAGCCAUCUGGUGAACCCACAACUGAACAAUCCGAGAACCCGGCACCUCCCGGAUCAGACUUGUUCGAGCAAGCUGUCGCUUUGCUAAAUGUGUCAUCGGAGGAGCCCACAACAGAAGAUGUUGAGGCAUUAAAUUUAAUGGCGUUCUACUGCUACUCCUUGAAUCGUCGCAGAAUGGCCUACAAAUACGCAACGCAGAGUUUAGCAGUGGCCAAGCUCUUGUUUCUUGACAGGACUCCGAAUCUGUCAGCUUCUGGUCAAGAGGUCAUCAUCGAGCACCGAAAGCGUCUAUGGUGGACAUCCUUUUGCAUGGAGAGAAUGGUCGUAGCAGAGCUAGGACUGGCCCCAGCGCACGCUGCGAACAAGUUCGACGCCGGACUGCCUUCUUCACGAGGCAUACCCGAAUCAGAAAUGGAUCAAUUUUUCGAUCCAAGUGUUCAGACACUGCAGACACAAAUAUGCGAGAUCAAGUGCCAGAUCAUGGAAUCUGUCGGUCACUUACGACGGGUGUCAGACCUAGAAACAAUGCUGUUCGAGCUAUGGCCGUGUUUCGAUACACUGCGGUCUUGGAAGGAGAAGGUACCUUCAUAUAUCUCAUUUGACUUUAAAAGCGGUGUACCGGAGGAAAUGAGUCAGCGAUCAUGCGCUCGCGGGCUUGCAUCGCUAUACUUGAGAUAUCACCAGUGCUUCACGGUACUACUUCGACCCUUCUUCUCCAAGAAACUGUCUCUUAGGCUGCAGGGAGUUGAUUCUGAUCAUCUCGAAUCGAGGUUGAAUGCAACAAUGCGACAGAGAGUUCAGGUGCUGACCAAGGAAGGCCAUGAUGCAGCGAGGAAUAACUGCAAGAUACUAAUAGACCUCUUUCAUCGCGGUAAGCAUGCACGGUUUGGUUAUUGGGACUCAGUGCACGCUUUCAGUAGCCUCUCUAUCAUCUCUAUUGCAAAGGCUGUCGCUCCCGAGCUUGCCGAAACCUCCGAGCUUAACGACGAGCACCUCUAUAGUCAAUGCCGCCUCAUUUUGAAGGAAAUGGCUGAAGCGGGUAACCCGGCUGCCAGAGAUCACAACGCCUUACUAGCCGACUUAGACAGCAUUGUUCAAAUGCUCACAACCAAUGAAGAUGCCGGACCGAUUGAAAGACCAGCAGAAUUUGAGGUUCCAUCAUUAGAGUUCUGCGAAGGCUUAUGGUCUGACGUUGAUUGGGUGGAGUUUUUAAAUAAUUGCUCUCAGUGGGCAUAA
Molecule: messenger RNA, 1788 nt
Organism: Fusarium oxysporum Fo47
Lineage: Eukaryota; Fungi; Ascomycota; Sordariomycetes; Hypocreales; Nectriaceae
Product: fungal specific transcription factor domain-containing protein
Exons: 6
Coding region: 1-1788 (595 amino acids)
Biological process (GO): DNA-templated transcription; regulation of DNA-templated transcription
Molecular function (GO): DNA binding; DNA-binding transcription factor activity, RNA polymerase II-specific; zinc ion binding
Source: RefSeq, a predicted model, not a curated record